Impatiens glandulifera is the source of this 686-nucleotide messenger RNA. RefSeq names its product F-box protein PP2-A13-like. The record is from RefSeq and is a predicted model, not a curated record. Bases 30 to 587 code for a protein of 185 amino acids. The transcript is spliced from 2 exons. NCBI's taxonomy places the organism in Eukaryota, Viridiplantae, Streptophyta, Magnoliopsida, Ericales, Balsaminaceae.
UGUGAUAUUCGAAUCUGCAGCAAGUAUGGAUGGAAAAGAAGAGUGGAAAGAUUUGUCUUUCAAUGUCUUGGAAGGGGAUGAAGAUAACUGGAAUAGAUGAUCGCAGAUAUUGGACUCAUAUUCCUACAGAUCAAUCCAGGUUCCGUACAAUUGCUUAUCUGCAACAGAUAUGGUGGUUAGAAGUAGAUGGAAAUUUAGAGUUUGAGUUUCCACAAGGCAGUUACAGCUUGUUUUUCCGUCUCCGGUUAGGCCGACCCACCACCACCGCCGCCGCCUUCGCCGGAAAAAGGGGCGGGCGGAUUGCUGCCGGCGGGGAAAUGGACCGGGUCCAUGGAUGGGGAAACAAACCAGUAAGGUUUAAGUUUUCGACGUCGGAGGGUCAGGAAGCAAUGACCCAAUGCUAUCUGCCGAAUGAACCGACCGGAAAAUGGAUUUGUCAGCAUGUCGGAGACUUUGAUGUGGUGAAUACAAACUCAAACUCGCCGCCGGCGACGACGGCGAUUAAGUUCUCAUUGACCCAGAUUGAUUGCACACAUACCAAAGGGGGUCUUUGCUUGGAUUCUCUUCUCAUUUUGCCCAAAUCUUAGCAACUCUUCUAUAUUCAUGAUUGUAAAUUAAUAUCAUCAUUAUGUAAAAUAGAAAUCAUUUAGGUCAUUGGGAAUUUAUUUUUUGGGGGGGCCAUUCCA